GGGGUCAGGAGGACCUAUGAGAGAGGGGGGUGACUCGUUAAUCAUCUUUGGAGGCCGGGCGUUGAAGCAUGGCAGAGAUUUCAUUUGCCCAAUGGCAGGCCAUGCUAGACGCAGCAAACGAGAACGAGAAACCGUUCUUUCAAAAACUUUAUGACGAUGCCGUACAGAGGGAGAAGGAGGCAGAGGCAGCAGCCAGAGCCGCAAAUGUUGCGGAACAAGUGGCCCUCCUUGAGGUGUCGGAAUUGAACGAUGACCGGUUCAAAGAGAAGCUGGCUGCUGCCGUUGCAGCCUUGGUUCGUCUGCGAACCUUUGAAGAUGUAGAGUCCCACGUGACAACCCUUGAGCAGCGGAACCAAGAGCUGCAGGCUGAGAUAGACAGCCUCAAACAGUCCCGACUAUCUGCCCCCCGUCCUCCUAAUCCUCGUCCUGCUGCAGUCCCAACCUUUCCCUCUAACACAGUCCUCGUGCAAAGGUCGUAUGGAGUUGUGAUUAGUACAGGAACCGGUGCUAACUCUUCAAGCAGCAGCCCCGACAGUUCUGCACUGGUCCCAGUUCCAAAUACAGAAACUUCAGCCCCAAAUACCACAGUUCGUACCGGUGUGCCAGCAGCAGCUCAGACUGUUGCUUCUCUUUCUUCUGGUCCUGCGGCAGUAGCUACACCAUCGCCGCAACAGCUAGUUAUUCCACCACAGGGACAGCAGCAAGGUCCUUCGUACCCAAAGACCCCGAUGAAACCUCCCGUGGCAUUUUCAGGGGAGAAGAAGGACGAGGAACUCAACACAUGGUUGAGGACAGUCCCAAUCUGGGUCAAGGCAAAAAGGACUUUGCCGGAGGUGGACGUGAUCAUUGCUGCAUCUUACCUAGAGGGUAAGGCAGCCAAAUGGCUAGACGGUGUUAUAGCAAAAGCCGGGUAUGGACACCGCAUGGCGGACUGGGCUAACACCCUGACAUUAGAAGAGUUCGUGGACAUGGUAGAAACUCGCUGGCAUAAUCCGCAGCAGGCACAGAUUGCCACUGACGUAAUGCUCAGACUAGACCAACGACGGUAUAAGUCCGUCCGUGAGCUUACGACUACCGUGGAAAACCUUAUUGUCGUGCCCAAUAUUCGCUAUGAUAAUCAGAAAGACCCUGUCCCGAUGGACAUCAUGUGCAAACUAGAGGCUAAAGACAAGGUCACUGAAGAAGAGUUUGUCAUGGUGGAUGGGCUGUUAUUUCUGAGUAAGGCUGGAGUAGAAAGGCUAGCGCUAAAGGUAGGGCGCAACUUGCCAUUUGGCGGCAGCGACCAUAGCCGGGCUGCUGAGUGGGCGCCAGGAGGAGGUGAGGGUGAUGGUGGUCUUCGGGUAUGUGAAGGCGCUGUGUGGGUAGAGGAGGAGAGUCGGGUGAAGGAGGACGUACCUGGUGAAGAGGAGGUCGGCAUUGGUGUCGACGUCAUCACUGGCUGUUCGUCAAGUUGUCUGGAUGCGGUCAUGCAUUGUAGUUGUAGGAUAGCUGUAGAGUAGGUAGGGCGCCUGGCGCCAUCUCAACAAAGAGCUACAUUGGAU
This is a messenger RNA of Chara braunii, 1541 nucleotides long. The record is from the annotation of a GenBank genome assembly. NCBI's taxonomy places the organism in Eukaryota, Viridiplantae, Streptophyta, Charophyceae, Charales, Characeae.